AUGAUUACGAUUUAUACUAAUAACGUAAUGCAUGGGACAAUUAAUUUGCUCAUAAUAAUAACAUAUCCAUAUAUAUAUCCAAUAUGGCAUCCCAUCUAUCUAUGAAUAAAAGUAGUAACACCCUUGUGCGACAAUUAUUAUCUUCAUCGUUCUGGGUCACACGUUAAUAGUUAUCAUAACUUAGGCCUUCUUUCACAAAUUUCAUGUAAAUUUUAUUUGACAGUUAUCCUAUGAAACAGCUUAUGUAUAUAAUACUCAUUUUACUAACAUUUAUUUGGGAUCAUUGGUUAAAGUGUGACUUAUAAUUUUGUGUGACGAGUGGAAUUUACUCAGAAGUUGUGGAACAGAAGAAUUUUAAAAUAAGGAUGGCACGAACUGAUGCAGAGAUUAAACAGUGGAUCUUCGGUUUUGCUGUUCAAUGCAGCAAGGAGCACCCAGUAACAAUGGAGGAGCUCCAAAUGAUGUACAAACAUAAAAUACCAGAUCAUCAAAAUGCAAAAUGUUUACUAGCUUGCACAUUUAGAAAGACCGGUUGGUUGGAUAGUAAUGGCAUGUUCGACAUUAAAAAAGCAUACGAACUAGCAGAAACCGAUUACGCCGACGACUCUACAAAAAUAGAGAAUUCGAAAAAAGUGUUCGAAAUCUGCAAGACAGUGAACGAUGAACAAGUCGGAGAUGAUGAGAAAGGCUGCGACAGAGCUUAUCUUAUGGCUAAAUGUAUGGCAGACAAUGGUCGUAAAAUGGGCUUCCAAAUAUAAUCUUUUAAAGUAAUGCUCCACUUAAAAUAAGGUACGAAUGAAAAUAAAACAUAAUUUGUGAGCAAUAAA
Molecule: messenger RNA, 827 nt
Organism: Manduca sexta (tobacco hornworm)
Lineage: Eukaryota; Metazoa; Arthropoda; Insecta; Lepidoptera; Sphingidae
Gene: Obp4
Product: general odorant-binding protein 19d
Exons: 5
Coding region: 366-758 (130 amino acids)
Biological process (GO): sensory perception of smell
Molecular function (GO): odorant binding
Source: RefSeq, a predicted model, not a curated record